Molecule: messenger RNA, 417 nt
Organism: Punica granatum (pomegranate)
Lineage: Eukaryota; Viridiplantae; Streptophyta; Magnoliopsida; Myrtales; Lythraceae
Source: RefSeq, a predicted model, not a curated record
AUGGCUGCCGACAUGGCCGAGCUCAUGGCCCUACUCAGAGCUCCAAACCGCACCUCCUCGAACUCUACUCCGCCUCCGGGGUACGGGCCAACAGUCGACCCAAACCCUUGGGUCCCGCCGACCCAUGCUCCGGAAGGUAUUGAAGCGCCUGCGAUACACGCACCGGCGGGCCUCCCAGCUAACGUCCCUCCGCCAUCGGUGACUCUCCCGGCAGCCAUUCCUCUUCCACCGUCGAACCCGACUACUCUAGUACCGCCGCCGAUGUCCAUACCGGUUCCGGCACCGGUUUACGCGGCUCCUCCGCCGAUGGUCUUCCCGGCACAGAGCCCCCACGCUCCUGCUCACACAGCCGAGCCUGUCCCAUUCCAAGCUCCACAACCCCACAUCAGCUUUUCUUACCCAACUCUACUCCCCUAA